This is a messenger RNA of Penicillium diatomitis, 1182 nucleotides long. It is a transcript of the gene phoB, whose product is annotated as regulatory cyclin phoB. Gene Ontology annotation, cellular component: nucleus; cyclin-dependent protein kinase holoenzyme complex. Gene Ontology annotation, molecular function: protein kinase binding; cyclin-dependent protein serine/threonine kinase regulator activity. The record is from RefSeq and is a predicted model, not a curated record. The transcript has a single exon. NCBI's taxonomy places the organism in Eukaryota, Fungi, Ascomycota, Eurotiomycetes, Eurotiales, Aspergillaceae. Gene Ontology annotation, biological process: regulation of cyclin-dependent protein serine/threonine kinase activity. Bases 1 to 1182 code for a protein of 393 amino acids.
AUGUUGGCCUCUUCACCUUCACCUUCAUCCGCCGCCCUGCGUUCUCCCCUGCCGAACCCGCGUCCACAUCAACUUCCUCAUCCGACCGGAGCGGCGCAGUAUGAGCCAUCUUCCGCUUCUCAAUUCAGCAGCCCUCGUUCAUCGCGUCUGGCCAUUGAAGAGCUUCGUUCAGCGCUGAAUCGUCACUCCGUUGAUUCGACAUCCCCUGAAUCCCCUGCAUCUUUGAAGCGCCGCGCACUGGCCGCAUCAACGGCGUCCCCCUCCUCUUCCUCCUCCUCCGCCUCCGCCGCCGUUGAGACUACCGCCCCCAAUCCCGCCUUGGCUCUGGACUCGGAUUCUGCAACCGCCACCGCUGCGAGCCUCUCCUCUGAUUCUUCAGCAACAUUCGCCUCUGUCAAUCCUCCGUUGCCGCCCGACGCCGCUCAAUUCUCGACCGCUGAAACGGCCGCUGCACCCUCCAUGCCCGCCCCAGAGAACUCGGGGUCCAAUAAGCGCAACAGCCAAUGCGACCAUCACUCCCCCAAUGUUGCAGCCCCCACGGAUUCGUCACAGGAUGCAGAGGUCUCACAGCCGAAGCGGCGACGGUCUUCCCGCGUUGAUGUCAAGAUCCUGCCGGCACGGUACGAGGAAGUUGAGCCCCGUGAUCUGGUCGUGCUGAUAUCCAGCAUGUUGAUGGAAUUAAUCCGCUUCAAUGACAAGAUCCCUCUGCAUCAGGGGCGCUUGACUCGAUUUCACUCACGGUCUCCUCCACGAAUUUCCGUCCAAGAUUAUCUUCAACGCCUCACGACACAUGCGACCCUUUCGCCGCCAAUUCUGUUGAGCAUGGUGUAUUACAUCGAUCGACUUUGCGCAUUAUAUCCCGCCUUCACAGUUUCCAGUCUGACCAUUCAUCGGUUCCUGAUCGUCAGCGCGACAGUGGCUAGCAAGGGUCUGAGUGAUAGCUUUUGGACAAACAAAACAUAUGCGCGCGUCGGAGGUAUUACCAUGACCGAGUUGGCGAUGCUAGAACUUGAAUUCCUCUUCAAGGUUCAGUGGCGGAUUGUACCACAGCCCGAGAUCCUGGAAGAUUACUAUCAGAGUUUGAUCGAGCGCUGUGAAGGAUUUGAAAUCGAGCGUAUCAGUGCAGAUCACAACACUGCGCCGACGGCCCCAUCCCCGGCCGCAAAUACCCCAUCCGCGUAG